CCGAGAUGUCGCUGCAAGUCCGCUGGGAUAAAAGUGGAGUCCUGUUUUGAAGGAGAGGACGGGAGGAAAGAUCCAGUGACCGAGAACCUGGAGAACCUGGAGAACCUGGAGGACUUGGAGAACCUGGAAGGUUCCGUUCAGGCCGCCCGAUGUCUUCUCAGACCUUCUGUGGCGACUCCUUCUCGCCCCUGGCGGCCGACCUGUCUCUGCCCGUCUUCAUGCACCACACUCCAUGCCCGGCCAGCGACGGCCUGGCCAGCACCUCCCACGGACACAGCAUGGUGUCUGCAGUGUCUUCUGGGCUUUCUCUCAGUCAGUCUGCCAAACGUCCUCAGAUGCAACUGGCCUCCUCGUCCUUGGCAAACAGUCUUGGCUCCGCCCCCCCCAGCCUGCACUACCCCGUCACGCCCUGUCACUACGGCAACCAGCAGACCGCCUACGGUAUCAUGGCAGCUCAGGAGAUGUUAUCGGCGAGUAUCUCCCAGACGUGCAUCCUGCAAACAUGCGGCGUUCCUCCGCCCAACAUGGUGAGCGCCGCAAACCCGCUGCAAGGAUCCCUGACCCCCUGCCUGUACAAGUUCUCAGACCCGGGUCUGAACAGCGGCUCCUGCGCUUUGAGUCACGGUUUCCCCCCUCUAUCCUCCGCCCUCCUCGUGAGCGACGAGGGCCCCGGGCCCCCCGCUGUGUGCGAGAUGAGGGCCAACGUGCAGCGGAAGAGCAUUCGGGAGCUGGAGGACACGCCCGCCAUGGACUCCCCGCAGAUCCAGGAGCUGGAGAUGUUUGCCAACGACUUCAAAAUACGCAGGAUCAAACUUGGCUACACUCAGACUAACGUGGGCGAGGCUCUCGCUGCUGUGCACGGCUCUGAGUUCAGCCAGACCACAAUCUGCCGCUUCGAGAACCUGCAGCUGAGCUUCAAGAACGCCUGCAAACUGAAGGCCAUCCUGGCCAAGUGGUUGGACGAAGCUGAGCUGGCUCGCGCCCUGAACAGCGACAAGAUUGGACUAAAUGAGCGCAAAAGGAAAAGGAGAACGACCAUCAGCCUUGGCGCGAAGGAGGCCCUGGAGCACAGCUUUGUGGAAAAAAGCAAGCCUUCUUCCCAGGAGAUCGCCCGCAUCGCUAAAGGCCUCCAUCUGGAGAAGGAGGUGGUCCGAGUCUGGUUCUGCAACCGGCGCCAGAGGGAGAAGCGAGUCAAAACCAGUCUGAGCUCCUGCUUCGCCAAAAUGAGCUCAAACUGUAUAGCCCACGUCAAUAAAACACGGCAGAUGACUUAAAAGCUAUUUAAACACAGCAACUCCUUUUAUAUAAAUUAUUUUAAAUAUUUAUUUUAAUUCAACGGCGGUUCUGGUUUCAAUGGCUUGUGCGACACAAGCUUGCGACAAUUUGUUGACGUGAGCGAGAAGUAAGAAGGACGUCUUUAGGAUACAGAAUAAAUAUUCCUCUUUUUCUGCCUCAUCCUGAAAGAGAAUUUUGCCUAUCAUUUACAAUCUUUAUGUAAGACAAGAAUAUUUGUAUUUCUUAUUUUAUGCUUCAUGCGUAAAU
Molecule: messenger RNA, 1542 nt
Organism: Nerophis ophidion (straightnose pipefish)
Lineage: Eukaryota; Metazoa; Chordata; Actinopteri; Syngnathiformes; Syngnathidae
Gene: pou1f1
Product: POU class 1 homeobox 1
Exons: 7
Coding region: 150-1274 (374 amino acids)
Biological process (GO): regulation of transcription by RNA polymerase II
Molecular function (GO): DNA-binding transcription factor activity, RNA polymerase II-specific; RNA polymerase II cis-regulatory region sequence-specific DNA binding
Source: RefSeq, a predicted model, not a curated record